This is a messenger RNA of Lachancea meyersii CBS 8951, 936 nucleotides long. The record is from the annotation of a GenBank genome assembly. Lineage: Eukaryota; Fungi; Ascomycota; Saccharomycetes; Saccharomycetales; Saccharomycetaceae.
AUGGGCCAGUUUUCUCUCAACAACCAGAUUAUAGUCGUGGCCGGUGGAUCACAGGGACUUGGUAAAGAAUUUGCCCGCAGAUUCUAUCAAAAUGGCUCUAAUUCGACCGUUAUUGUUGUCAGCAGAUCACGGUCCAAGCUUCAACAGGCAGUGCGCGAGAUCUCAGGCGAAAAAACUGCGCAAGAGCUAACUGAUGGGCUACAAUUAGCAAGUGGUCAGCGUAAAAUUUUGUUUGCACCCUGCGAUUUGGCCGAUUACGAGCAAGUAGAGCGAUUGCACGGUACACUAACUUCUUGCUCACUGACUCCAACAAUGGUGUUACUGUGCGCUGGAGGAUCUCAUCCCGGACUUUUCAAAGAUCUGAAAGGAAGUGAGCUCGAAAUGGGCGUGAAGGUGAACUACAUGACCUGUGUCAACUUGGCCCACGUUGCGGUGCGCAAUUGGCCGUCCACGCACCUAAUUUUUUUCUCGAGCGCAGCAGCUUUUUUCCCAUUCAUUGGCUACUCUCAAUACGCUCCAGUAAAGCAGUCUAUCAAGGCGCUGGUGGCGAUUCUUCGUCAGGAAUGUGCCCAACAACGCGUUUCGUGCGUCUAUCCGGGCAAUUUCGAUAGUGAGGGCUACGUACUCGAGAACGAGACCAAACCUGCGAUUACCAAAGAAAUAGAAGGACCCUCCGAAGCCAUAUCUUGUGAGAAAUGCUGUAAUAGAAUUAUCAAACAAUUGCAAAUGGGAUACGAUGACGUAACAACAGAUUUUAUCGGGUGGUUUUUGAUGAGCACUGAUAUGGGUCUGAACAAACAAAAUAACGUUUCAAUAGGCUGGCCAUUACUGUGGAUAUUGGGUAUUGUUUCCAAUUUGAUUAUAGUUCCAAUUUACAUGCUUAUUUGCAAAUUCCAGCUACGGAAGUGGCGUAAAUCUACCCAAAAAGAGAUGUAA